UACCGCAUGGGGGGAUUGUAAUUCCGCUACCAAGGAUAGACAUUAACCUUGUCUUUUCUCAGUCACCCAGGGCACCAAAGAAGGCGGACUGUACUCUGUCCAAGGCAUGCUGUCGCUCCGCCGUCACAUCUUACUAUGGGCGACUGUAACAACUGUACACACGAGCGGGCUUUAACCGUAGAGGACGACAUUACUGUAGUGUUUCACAAAGUUGACAACCAUGGCAGAAACGGCGGCGGCGACGACGACGACCACGGCGAGAGUGGCGAUGACGAACGCACAACGGAGACGAUUCACCUGCGAAGUAACUGUCGCGGUUACGACGACGAUGAUGCUGCUGCUGCUGAGGAGGAGAAGGAGGAGGAAGAAGAAGAGAGGGGAAGUGAAAAUUCACAGGAAGGCAGCAAGAAGAAGAAACGAUUAUGCCCACCGGCUUUUUGCGUCAGAAACGAGCCCGCACCCCGAGAAGAAAGCGCACGUGAAGGCUCAGAGAAACAAAAGAGAUGUCCAGGUAUUGGUUUGUUCUACGCUUUCCUGUCCACAGUUUUUUUCUCCAUCAUUGCCCUGUUGGUGAAAACCAUCCAGGGAGUCCACGCCGUAGAGAUCAGUGCCAUACGCUGCUUCUUCCAGAUGAUCUUUACUAUGCCGUUACUCAUCUACAGCAAGACAGGUUUCCUCGGUCCAAGGGAUAAACGUAUAUAUCUGGUGCUUCGGGGUUUCAUUGGAUCCAACGCCAUGAUCUUGCUCUACUAUGCAGUUCAGCAGAUGCCGCUUGCAGAUGCCACGGUCAUCAUGUUCAGUAAUCCAGUCUUCACCUCCCUCCUGGCCUGGAUCUUCCUAAAGGAGCGGUGUACAAUCUGGGACUGUGUCUUCACUCUAUUUACCCUGACCGGAGUCAUCCUCAUCGCUCGACCGCCAUUUAUUUUUGGCGAGGAUCCAAAUGGAAUUGAAGGAAACUACAGUAACCACCUCAAGGGGACCAUUGCUGCAUUUGCAGGAGCUAUUGGAGCUGCUUUUACAUUUGUUGUCCUUCGAAAGAUCGGGAAGAGCGUCCAUUACUACCUCUCUGUCUGGUACUACGCUGUCAUCGGCUUCAUCGAGUGCGUCAUCACCGUAACCAUCCUUGGGGAGUGGAAGAUCCCGUUCUGUGGCCGUGAUCGCUGGAUCCUGGUGCUGAUCGCCGUCCUGGGUAUCGCCGGACAGAUCUUCCUCACAAAGGCCCUGCAGAUCGAGAAGGCUGCACCCGUGGCCCUGAUGAGGACUUUCGAUGUGGUGCUGUCAUUCAUCUUCCAGUUUAUCUUCUUCAACCGCGCACCGACCUGGUGGAGCCUUGGCGGGGCGCUGUGCGUAGUCGCGAGCACUAGUGGAGUAGCACUUAAGAAGUGGUUCAGCAACUCUCGGAAGAGCUGAGGCAACGUAGAGUACUUUGGUAUUACUAUUUAUUCUUCAUUUUCUAUCUUGUGUUCUUGAUUUCUUCUGUAUUUUACUCGUUAUUUACACACAGAACUGUGAGAAAGUUUCAGAUCUUUAACAGAAGAAAUAUAGAAGAAUCGUCAGGUAGAUGUUAUCAGCGAGGCUUUCAAUUCGUAACUGAAUUGUGUACCUCUAUACAAAUUGAUUCCUGAGAAUCAAGCUGUGUAUUUUAUUAUUAUGCUUUUUUUUUGUCCCUGUGGAAACAUCUUUGAAGGAAAUAAGAGGAAAACCUUGCAGAACUAUAUCCUGCUCUGUUGAGCCUGUGUACCUAAAUAACCACCUAUAAAACGGAGAUUUCCCUUUAUCUCUUCUAUGAAUGACAUGCUUUUACAGCAAAAAUGCUGCUGAAGAAUUUCCCAUUUGCUUUAACUUUAAAUAACCAAAGAGAGAGGUUUUCUGCAUUGGGACCAAGUAUACUGUGUCAAACUGUAAAUCUUAAACUACAGAUUUCAUUUUAGAGUGCUAACUUCUAGGCACUUUUAAAGAGGUCAGAAGCAAAUAUAUAUAUAUAUAUAUAUAUAUAUAUAUACAUAUAUAUUAACGGUGCUGACAAUAGUAGCCACAUUGUUUUUUGUGUCAUUUAAAAAACUGGAGUCAACAAAAAGAAAUGUUGAAGUUGAAUAUGAAGUUCCUAAAUGAAGUUUUACUUGAAAACAUGCUGUAUGAUUCUCUCAGGGAUCUCUUGCCUAACUGCUUUAGAAUUCAAUUCAAUUCAACUUUUUUGGUAUAUCACAUUUCAUACAAAUGUAAACUCAAUGUGCUCUACAUGAGACACAAACAAACACAUUUAAAAAAGGACCCUGCCCCAACAACACAUACCUGUUUCUAUUAGAGCGCACACACUAUUUACUAACCGUACAUAUGUACACACACACACACACACACACACACACACACACACACACACACAACAAUAAACUAGCAGCCAAAGGCAGGAGAGAAAAGCAAUAUUUUUAGACUGCUCCUCAAAGAAAUAAAAGUUUCUAUAGACCUCAGGUCAGCAGGCAGUUUGUUCCACAAAUCGCCACCACGGUGACUAAAUGCACCUCCGCCAGAUUUAGUAAGAAGUUUAUAUAAAAUAACUCAUGUACAUACCCAAAUUGUAAAAAUAUUCAUUUGAUAUAAACUGAAUUUUGAUGUCAUUGUUCUUCUGCCAUCCCUCCUGUCUUUUAAAUUAAACAUAAUGAGCUUGUAUACAUUAUGGCCAAUCAUUUCACAUAAUCCUGAAGUGCCUUAAGUAGGGAACUUUCAUUUCCAACUCCCCUUAGUUCUCAGUAACCAGCAUCUCGCUCAGUUGCACAUCUCAGGGGUGAUGGUGCAUAUGAAUAUGAAGUAGGUUACGUUAAAGAAAAAACUCAAAGGAAUGACUAUAAUUAUCAAACAUCAAACAUCAAACAUAAAGUCUUCUUUGUUUUUUAUGAGGCACCUGCGACAUGAUACACCCCGUACCCCCCGCCAAGGCCACGCUGAUAUCUUCAUCGCCUCGGGAGGAGUCAGCUCUCUCAUGUUGCCUAGCACUUCUUAUCAUCUCAGAGAAAAGUAUCCUACAAGUGAUUUUGGGAGUCUAUAAAUACCAUGCUCAGAGGGUGGUGGGGGGGGGGUGUUGUUUGCACUUUGUCUUUGCUUGAGGGGAGAAAAGGCGUCAAUGACCUGCCACUGUUAUUCAACAAAUGAACCUAUCAUCAUACAAAAGCUGCACACAAAGAAAGCUUCAGGGAUUGAAAGAUGAUAGCCCGCUCAAUUAAUGCAAGCACCCGAGGAAGAAAGACGAGUGGUGCAGCCUCAUCAAAACUCUGCAGGAUUUUGCAAAAUGAACUCUGCAGCGCACAGAUGAAUAGUGAUGUACCUGUCACACUUUGUGAUCUAACUAGAAGGCUGAGAUCGAGGUGUUAGCAGCAAAAAACAGUAGCAUGGUUUUUGUGUUCGCGUCAGACGGGCAUCUGUGAUUCAUGCAUGAGUGGAUCUGUGUUAACGGCUGUGUCUGAUUGUCAUGGUGGUGAAAACAGACAUUUGGGCUUUGUGGAUGAGUUAAACAUUCAGCAAAAACAACAAAAAGAGAGACUAAAUACGAGUCCUAAAUAGCAAGCAUUGUAUAGAAGCCAAGAGUGGCCAUGCUUGGCACAAGUAUUUUCCUCUUUUUAAUCACAGAUCCGGAGUGUCAUACAAGCAUGGAAAGAUGGCAUCUUGAAAACUGUUCAAGGAGAAGAUGUCAGAGAAGAAAGCCCAGAUUAUCAACACAUAAAACUGUACUGAAACAAAGGUCUAAAGCACACUGUUCACGUGUGAAAUCCCUGACAGUCAUUAAAAUGAAGGUUUAAACCAUUUAUUAUCCCUAACUUUCGGGAACCUCGAUAAAUAUCUUGCAGAAGAAAAAAGUUCUCCUUUGAAGUGAUCCUCUUUUUUUCAGUGGAAAAAAAAAAUGGCAACCAAGGUCACUCUUGGCUAGCAUAUUGUUGAAAUAUGUUUAGGCCAAAAGACAUUGGAUCUUGUGCUAAAAGCAAUACUGUGUUUCACCCUUUAGGUACUAUAAGGUAGCAUGUCUACCUGUUUACUCUGCUGCAGUGUUAUUACUCGUUGAAACCCCCCCCCCCCAAACAUACCCUUGUUUCCACCCAUGUUGCUUUCUAGCACAGCAGCCGGCUUGUUCUCUUCUGCUUUGUGUCUUGUAAAACUCGUGCAGUAUUUUUUAACAUUUACCAUUGAGUUUCCUGCUGUCAAGACUGAUGAAGUCUCAUCACGGCUGUUGAAGAAAUGUUUAGUUGGGUGCAAUGUUGCUGAAAAAAAGAAAGGCAAUUACUGCUGCGAGACUGAACAAUUUAAUAUCCUGCGGUUUCUUCCCUUCUGUUCUUCACAUGCCGCUGUUUCUGUUAUUGAUCCACCUGUUAAGAACUGUGUGGUUCCAUCCUCAGACCCCUCCCCCCCCCGCCCCUCCAAUUUGAGCUUUCUCUUUUAUUAAGGGAAAUCUAUAUCACCACAAACUGAACCCUGAGUUUGCACACACGUUUUUGUUUUAUUUUACAGUCUCAUGUGAAACCUUUUAUUUACCACUCAUUUUUGCUUGUAUUCUUUAUUUUUUGGAUCAUUUUAAUCGUCUUUAUGAAGGAUACCUUAGACACUCUGAAGAACACCUUGAUUGAAAAUGGUCACAAUGUGUGAGAUAUGAAAAGCAAUGUUCCUUUCAGUGCUGGAUAAGCUCUCUCUUAUGAGAGUCUUUUUUUGUUGCAGUGGUUUAAACUGGUGCAUUCAUCACCAAACAAAUGCUUAAUAUUUUACAAAAGCAGUAUUUAAUUUAAAUUGGCAUUUGGUUCUGCAGAUUCUGAUCACACCCACUGGAUUUUAAAGGGUACAAUAAAUAUGUAAAACACACCAUGCAAGAUUAUGAAUCUGAGAGAUGUCAGAGUUUGAAAAUAGAAAACAAUUGGCCUGAUACAUGUGAUCCCUUUAGUGUAGAAUUGAUUUAAAGGCGCAGUGACUUUUUGCAACCAUUGUUAAAUAGUUCACGUCUUUGGAGGCUUAUUUGAUGUUCUCCUUGUUUGCUUUGCUUCAACAUUUUUUUCUAAUCAGAAUUGUAUUUAACGUAAGCACAAUGUGAUGUAUUUCCUUCAGAUUGUUAACAUUUCUUUCAGGACCUCUAAGCCUUACAAACCUAAUGAAGCUGUUAUUUAGGGUUUUAAACUAUGCUUAAAUAGUAUUUAUUUGACUAUUUCUGUACUGUAUUACAUCAGUAUAUUCUAUAAGAUGUAUAUAUUUCUGCAUAGUGAUGAACUAUAUUUGGUAUAUUAUGAUUUGAUAAUAAAUUCUAUAAGAGUU
Molecule: messenger RNA, 5283 nt
Organism: Labrus bergylta (ballan wrasse)
Lineage: Eukaryota; Metazoa; Chordata; Actinopteri; Labriformes; Labridae
Gene: slc35g1
Product: solute carrier family 35 member G1
Biological process (GO): regulation of cytosolic calcium ion concentration; calcium ion export across plasma membrane
Cellular component (GO): plasma membrane; endoplasmic reticulum membrane
Source: RefSeq, a predicted model, not a curated record